Molecule: messenger RNA, 550 nt
Organism: Corticium candelabrum
Lineage: Eukaryota; Metazoa; Porifera; Homoscleromorpha; Homosclerophorida; Plakinidae
Product: mitochondrial import inner membrane translocase subunit TIM14-like
Exons: 6
Coding region: 33-359 (108 amino acids)
Biological process (GO): protein import into mitochondrial matrix
Cellular component (GO): PAM complex, Tim23 associated import motor
Molecular function (GO): ATPase activator activity
Source: RefSeq, a predicted model, not a curated record
UACACAAACCUCGCCUGUUUCGUCAUUCGUCCAUGGCUUCGGCUAUAGUGGCGGGAUUGAGCAUUGCCGCUGCAGCAUUUGGAGCUCGACUGGCGCUUCAAGCGUACAGAAGAGUACAAGGAUCAUCUUUGAAGUUUUCAAAACCAUUGCUCACCAGUUUCUAUCGAGGAGGCUUUGCACCAAAAAUGACGAAACGAGAAGCAGGACAAAUAUUGGGAAUAAGCCCAUCCUCUCCAUCCAACAAGGUCCGAGAAGCUCAUAAACGAAUCAUGCUACUGAAUCAUCCUGACAGAGGCGGAUCACCCUAUAUGGCAUCUAAGAUCAAUGAAGCGAAAGAUUACCUGGAGUCCAAGAGAUGACGUCACCCCAGAGACCUGCAGUGUACAUACUUGAGGCUAACGAACUUAGCUCAUUGUAUAAACAGUCAGUAGAUUGUGCAUGCCUGUGGUUAGGUAUUGUUUUUUGAUAGUCAUAUGAUGGCAGUCAUGUGAUAGUCGAUUGUGACGAUUGCUGUAGAGUUCACAUUGCAAGAGAAGUGCACGUGACUUGA